GGUUGACGGAUUUGUCCCCCUUAUUCGGGCUACCCGUGAUGGCGCAAUGAGUAAUGUGUUUGCCUACUCAACUUUGGGACACGCCGUAGUCUUGGUUUAAACCCGGGCGUAGACUCACUUUGUUUCAUACUAGGACUCAGCCCUCUAAGGCAAUGUUUAGCAACUUAUAUAUCGGAUGGACAACAACAUUGUGGAUUGAACUACAGCAUCGUUUAGAAAUCGUACUUGUUUUGGUGCUCAAGAUGGGCAUCUAUAGAAUUGUGACCUGUGUUUGUCUUGAGGAUUAACGUCUGUUUCGCUUGGCCUGUGCCAAAGGGAGGCAGCGGUCUGUCGGACGGAAAAGCGCCCAGCUACACAUAGUAUACCGACUUUUGUUUGCUGUUGGACUGGAGUGACGAUCAAACUGACGUGCAUGGGAAACUUCGAAAUAGAGGUUUCUUUUUUAAAAUAGAUGUGACAACACAGGACGUUUAUCUUCGACCAUGACGGAACACGACACGACUAGCAUAAAGGAAAUAUUGGCGUACUGUCAAGUUUGUGAAGAAGACUGUUGGUUCGAGAGUAGGCGGGCCGAAUAGCUGCUAAAGUAUCCAUGACAGAUGGCGAGGAGGCGAUCCCCACCGUAUUACACUUGGAACACGUCUCGGUUGCAAGCGGCCUCGUCUAGAUAUUUUAUCAGCACUGAUAACAAUUGACAUUUGAGACUGAUGAUACAGUAUGAUUCUGGCGAUUGUUUAGUUUCAGACCGUGACAAAAAUGACUUAGUCGUUUCGAAGCGUGAAUUUAUACAAGGAAACUGCGUAAAUUGCUUCCUCCAUUCAUUAAAUCUGUCGCGGCCGCUGUGCAUAUGUCGGUGCAUAAAUAGUGUGUAUAAAGAAAAGUUGCUCCUAUUUAAUAAAAGGAUUAAGCGAACAAAAUGGCAAAUAACCUUGAUGAAAAUUUACGACCCACAUUGAAUCAACAGGACGUUGAGUUCGUUCUUGAGGACCAGUUUGGUAUAUCAAGAGAUCGUGUCGAUUCUGUAAAACUGCUCGCCGGUUACGAUGACCAGAACUUCUAUGUUAAGCUAAAACCGGACGGUAGAGAGGUGCUGCUGAAGAUUACAAACUGGCGAGACAGUGAAAACGUUCAGCUUAUUGGUGAGAUGACCGAGUUAAUGUGCCAACUAGGGAAAUCUGUACCAUGCUCAGUCCCGCUGCAAACGAAAACUGGUUCUCCUCUUGGCCGCUACGUUUACCAGGAUAGCGAGAACCACAGGAGAGAAUGUAUCGUUCGCCUAUUCAACUUUCUUCCCGGCAAAAUUAUGACACCGGGUACUAUAACCCGUUCUCAAGCGUUCCAAUGGGGAGAUCUCCUGGGACGGAUGCACUUAGCACUCGACAGUAUGGAGUUUCCGACGAUUUCUGAGCGGACCUUUAUUUGGGCUUGGGAAGGGGUGCCUCAGGUGAAGCGCUACCUGGACGUUGUAUCUGACCAAGAUAGAAAAGAUUUAGCGCAGCAUUUCUUCGAUAAGUACGAGUAUGAGAUGUUGCCCCGAAUGAGGCAAUUAAAACGAGAUCUGAUACACGGGGACCUAAACGAACGUAAUGUGUUGACGAAUGCCGCCGGAGAAGUUUACGCUGUUCUCGACUUCGGCGACUGUCACGGCGGCCCAAGGGCGUGGGACCUCGCUCUGGUGCUCGCUUACCUUAGUCUCAUGUUGCCCGACAUCCAACGUGAUCUCGUCAAUUAUCUCGGGGAUGCGAUCUCCGGAUACGCAAAACAUAUGCCAAACGUUGUAAGAGAUACUUGCGAUGUGGAAACGCUUAAGACUCUGAUCUGUACUAGGCUGUGCCAAUCGCUGGUGCUUGGGUUACAGUCAUUCAAAGUCAAGUGUGACCCGUAUGUGUUAACCACGCAAAAAAAAGGAUGGUUCGUGCUGCGCCAGCUCCACUCGGAGACUCGACAAAAUAUUACGGACGUAUGGAAUAAGCUGCUUAAGCCCUACGGAAUGAUGCUUAAGGAAACAGCACACUGAUACGGCGCGUCUUGAUACGUCCAUUGAAAAUUAAAAUGCAUUCAGGCAAAAUAACAGGAAAGCAUGGUAAAAAUGCGAUGUGUACAGCAAUUAAUUCCAUAUCGUAUGAAACCAUUUCUAAUUUUAACGCAAAUAAAUAUAACAAAAAUCUAAGUAAGUGUUUGUAUCAAAGUCAAAUAAAGUUAUGACUUUCAAAACAUAGGAA
This is a messenger RNA of Varroa destructor (honeybee mite), 2222 nucleotides long. RefSeq names its product hydroxylysine kinase. The record is from RefSeq and is a predicted model, not a curated record. Gene Ontology annotation, molecular function: amino acid kinase activity. NCBI's taxonomy places the organism in Eukaryota, Metazoa, Arthropoda, Arachnida, Mesostigmata, Varroidae.